Messenger RNA from Sphaeroforma arctica JP610, 5499 nucleotides. RefSeq lists its product as hypothetical. The record is from RefSeq and is a predicted model, not a curated record. The transcript has a single exon. The coding region runs from base 1 to 5499 and encodes 1832 amino acids. NCBI's taxonomy places the organism in Eukaryota, Ichthyosporea, Ichthyophonida.
AUGUUAGGUAAAAAGUUUACCUCAAUAGGUGUUUUGCUUAUUAUCGCAGGAGCCUCUGCACAGAUACCGGCAAACGAAUCAAUUUGUUGCAAUCGUAAACGAGAAGGUACAAUCGUGCCUCGUUCUUUUGGUCUCAUUCAAAGAUUCUGUGAUACGUACGUCUGUCCUACCGGCUACACUAGUUUAGCUGACGUAGCUGGUAUAACAUGUGAUAAUGGAUGCAACGUAGACUUAUGUUGCACUGCAGGUGCAAACGAUGUUACCGCAGAAGGUGAUAUUCCGACCGACUCCUCAAACAAACUAGUUGCCGAGAAUCCCACUUUUGCGAAUGAGUUUGUUAUGGGUACUGCCGGACUGAGUUGUGAGGAUGUCUGCAACGGUCGCGAUCAGGUAUGCAAUGUCGACACGACAGUUUCUAUGAUACGCACAGCAUGGGCUUCAGGUGGUGAUGCAAAUGCCGUGGUAUCUAUCAUUGAGAAUAAUGGAGGUGUAUGUCUUUAUGGAGCCAACAAUCAGGAUUACUAUUCUCUCCCCGGAAUCGGAAACGGUAAUUGCGAAAUUUCCGACAACUAUGGUACAGCUGAUGGAUCUGUUAUGUUCAACUGCCGUGGAAAAUUCGACACUGUUGAACGUCUAUGCUUCUGCAAUAGUGCUGACUUUGUUGUACCUGCGGUUGAAGCAGCAACAGAAGUUGAACCAAUGUCAGUUAUGCAACCACCAGACGUUGAGCAAGUACCAGAGGCUCAAACACUCACUUUUGAUAAUGAGUUUGUUCUUGGUGCUGCCGGACAGAGUUGUGAGGAUGUCUGCACUGGUCGCGAUCAGGAUUGCAAUGUCAAUAUGACAGUAUCUAUGAUACGUGCAGUAUGGGCAGUUGGUGGUGGUGCGAAUGCCGUGGUGUCUAUCAUUGAGAAUAACGGAGGAGUGUGUCCCAGUGGAGCUAACGAUCAGGAUUACUAUUCACUGCCCGGAAUUGGCAAUGGUAAUUGCGAAAUCUCUGACAACUAUGGUACAGCCGAUGGAUCUGUUAUGUUCAACUGUCUUGGUAAAUUCGACACUGUUGAACGUCUGUGUUUCUGCAGUAGUGGUGACGUACCUGCUGCUGUGGAAGAAGCAACCGAAGUUGAACCGCUGACAGUUACACAAGCAUCAGUAGUUGAGCAAGAACCCGUAGAUGAAGUUAGGAUUGAGCCCGUCAUAAUCGCACCUACUACCUGUGAUAGUCACUUGUGUGCCAUUGGGCAGUUGAUUACUGAUGCGGAGCGCAUGGAAUGCCGCGACAAUGUCUGUGAUGAUAAUACUUGUUGUGAGCAAACAUGCGACACCUUUAGGUGCACAUCAGGACUGCUCAGAUCUCUGUCCGAUUCGAUCAAGUGCGUGGGGCUCGGCGAUUGUGAUGAGGAGACCUGCUGCGAUGCGUGGUCUACGUGCGACACCCACGUUUGUACCCAAGGAUUGCUGGAAGCCGGCGCAAGCAGAAUAGAUUGUGUUGGUGAAGCAGAAUGUGACGAUGAAACAUGCUGUGUUUCAUGGCCUGUUUGCGAGUCUCAUACAUGCAUAUCCGGUUCAUUGCUGGAAGCUGCCGAUAUGAUCGAUUGCACAGGCUUUAAUGGAUGUGACGAUGCCACCUGCUGCAAUCCUUGGCCGAAGUGUGACACCCACGUAUGUACCUCAGGUACCCAAAAUGAGAUUGCCGCUGAGCUUGUAUGUAACGGCCCCUCCGGUUGCGACGACUUGACGUGUUGCGUUCCUUAUCCCACUUGCGUCGCGCAUCAAUGUACCCAAGGAACACUGGAAGCCGGCGCAGCCAGCAAAGACUGUGUUGGUAUAGCAGGAUGUGACGAUGAAACAUGCUGUGUUGCAUGGCCUGUUUGCGAGUCUCAUACAUGCGCAUCCGGUUUAUUGCUGGAAGCUGCCGACAUCAUCGACUGUACAGGCCUUAAUGGUUGUGACGAUGCCACCUGCUGCAAGCCUAGGCCGAAGUGCGACACCCACGUAUGUAACUCGGGCGUCAUCAUCGUUAUCGCUGCUGAACUCGUUUGUGAUGGACCUCUAGGCUGUGACGAUUUGACAUGCUGUGUUCCAUUCACGUGUGCUGCUCAUGAAUGUGCAACGGGAACACUGGGAGCCAGCGCGGCCGGUACGGAUUGUGCUUUCGAGGCAGGCUGCGACGACGAGACGUGUUGCGUUGCAUGGCCUACGUGCGAUGCUCACGUAUGCACGUUCGGUUUUCUAGUGGACGUCGCGGACGUCAUCGAUUGCACCGGGCGUGAUGGUUGUGACGACGCUACCUGCUGCAAGCCUUGGCCUAUGUGUGACUCGCAUGAGUGUGGUUCGGGCUCUAUUCUGGAGGCCGCCAACAUUAUCGAUUGCACAGGCCUUGAUGGCUGUGACGACGAGACAUGCUGUAUUCCAUGGCCUACUUGUGAAGAACAUGUGUGCAAUUCAGGUUCUCUAAUUGGCGCUGCUGACCUCAUUGAUUGCACGGCCCUUACCGGUUGUGACGACAGUACCUGCUGCAAGCCUUGGCCUAAGUGUGUCUCGCAUGAGUGUGGCUCCGGUACCUUCAUAGACGCUGCCAGCAUCACUGAUUGCACAAGUAGUGACGGAUGUGACGAUGUCACCUGCUGCAAGCCCUGGCCUACCUGCGAUGCCCAUGUGUGCGAUUCCGGUUCUAUAUUGGGUGCUGCCGACAGCAUCGACUGUACAGGAACCGAUGGUUGUGACGACGCGGGCUGCUGCAAGCCAUGGCCUUUGUGUCAAGCUUACACUUGCACUGAUGGUACUGCUAUCCCAGAUUCGGAGACCUUGGAGUGCAAGGGUCGUAUCGGGUGCACUGAAACCACGUGUUGCGUUCCAUGGCCUACCUGCGAUACUCAUACAUGUAAUGCAGGCACAUCUGUGAGGAUCCCUGAGUUUGUCGACUGUGUGACUGGUGCUUGUGAUGAUGCCGCAUGCUGCGAUCCUUGGCCCACUUGUGAUUCCUUCACCUGCACUGAUGGUACGCCUGUCGUAAACUCGGUUUCUGUGGACUGUACCGGAAGUGAAGGGUGCGAUGAAGCAACUUGUUGCGACCCGUGGCCCACAUGUGACGCCCAUUCAUGUACCUCAGGUCUACUUGGCGAGAACGCCGUGACAACUGAUUGUACAGGCAGCGAUGGAUGUGACGAUUUCGCGUGCUGUGUUCCCCAUCCUACAUGUGAUACUCAUACAUGUCUUUCGGGAAGUAUCAAGGUCGAUGCUGCAAACAGAGACUGUGCUGGUGCAGAUGGUUGUGACGAUCUUUCCUGUUGUGACGCGUGGCCUCUAUGUAAUACACACACCUGUACAUCUGGUAGUAUUAUAUUAGCGGCAGAGACAAUUGAUUGCACUGGAGCCGAUGGUUGUGAUGAUGGUACCUGCUGUGAUCCAUGGCCAACGUGCGAUUCCUUCACGUGUACUGAGGGCAACCCGGUCACAGACUCCAACACUGUCGAUUGCACCAAACGUGACGGUUGUGACGAAAUUACCUGUUGUGAUGAAUGGCCAACCUGCGCUACUCACACAUGCAUCGUAGGAAAGCCCAUUGCGGAAUCAGAAUUGGCCGAUUGUAAGUCUGGUACCUGUGACGAUGACCUGUGCUGUGUCCCAUGGCCAACGUGUGACUCCUUCACUUGUACUGCCGGCAAUGCCAUCUCAGACUCGGACAUUGUCGAUUGCACUGGGCACAACGGAUGUGAUGAAGCUUUGUGUUGCGAUGAGUGGCCUACAUGCGACUCUCAUACAUGCACCGCCGGGAAACCCAUUGCGGAGCCAGCAACGGUCAACUGUAAGUCUGGCAUAUGUGGCGAUAACCUCUGCUGUGAUCCUUGGCCAACCUGUGACUCUUUCACAUGCACAGUCGGUAACGCUGUUCGGGAUGCAAACACUGUUGAUUGCACAGGAGAUGACGGUUGUGAUGAGGCAUUGUGUUGUGAUGAGUGGCCUACAUGUGAUACCCACACAUGCACUGUUGGCAGAGUAUUGGCAGAAUCAGCUACGGUUGAUUGUAGAUCUGGUGCUUGCGACGAUGACCUCUGCUGUGUUCCAUGGCCCAAAUGUGACACUUUCAUCUGCCUUGGAGGUACAUCUGUUAGAGACGCCAACACUGUCGAUUGUACCGGGGCCGAUGGCUGCGACGAAGGAUCAUGCUGUGAUCCAUGGCCUACUUGCAACACACAUACGUGUUCUUCUGGAACAUUGUGGGAUGCCGCUCCCAUGAUCCAGUGCAAGGAGGCUGAUGGUUGUACCGACGCUUGCUGCAAGCCAUGGCCAAAGUGUAACUCGUACACGUGCACUGGGGGUACACCUCUCAGAAACUCAGAGCUGCUUGAAUGUAUGGAUGGAGAUGGUUGCAAUGAAGCAACGUGCUGUGACCCAUGGCCAACUUGCGACACGCAUGUCUGUACUUCCGGUUCGCUUUGGGAUACAGCUCGCGAUAUCGAUUGCACAAGUGCAGAUGGCUGCAACGAUAUCACCUGUUGCGAACCAUGGCCUACGUGUGAUGCGUUCACCUGUACCGGUGGUGACGUGGUCAGAAAUGCAGAAAUUGUCGAUUGCUCUGGGCGUGACGGAUGUGAUGAGGCAACGUGCUGCGAUCCAUGGCCUACUUGCGACACUCAUGAGUGCAGAGAAGGAGUUGCUAUCCUGGAUUCCGCCACUGUUAUCUGCGGGUCUAUGCUAUGUGAGGAUCGCACAUGCUGUGAUCCAUGGCCAACAUGUGAUUCCUACACUUGCACCGCAGGUACGUCUGUCAGAGAUGCCGAGUUAGUCGACUGUACCGGACGUGAUGGCUGUGAUGACGCUACUUGCUGUGACCCGUGGCCUACGUGUGACUCCCACACGUGCACAUCUGGUACAUCUGUCAGAGACGCUGCGAGGGUGGACUGCAUUGGGCGUGAUGGCUGCGACGAUGACACUUGCUGUGAACCAUGGCCCACCUGUGAUACUUUCGAAUGUACUGGAGGACCACUCUUGCGAGCUGCCGCGUACAUUCAGUGUUUCGGACCCGAUGGUUGUGAAGAGCGCGAGUGCUGUGAUAUCUUCCCCACGUGUGAUACGCACAUCUGUAUGCACGGAGAGGCCUUGCCAGACGGCGGAAGAAUCGUUUGUGAAGGUGGUAUGGGUUGCACUGAUACGCUUUGUUGCGAGGCGGCUUCUACAACAUAUGAUUGGCAUCUUGGAGGGUUGGGCCAGAGCUGUUCCGCCGUGUGUGCUAGUGUGGGUGGAACAUGCCAAGUGGACAAGCUCAACGCUUUGGAUUCGACCGCCGAGCUGAAGUUCGUCGGUGCUGCUCUCAAUCAUGCCUGUGCUAUAUCGGGAAGUGGAAGAUAUUCAGAUAUUCCAGGUAUUGAGGGAGGUGCUUGUAAGUAUAACAGUGCCUCAGGAUCUACCUGUGGGGGAUCAUAUUCCAGAACAGCUCGAUUCUGUUGCUGUGGAACUCACUGUGCCCUCGAUGAGUAUGAAGUCAUAGCGAUAUAG